AUGUCGGCCACUCAGCUCUCCUUCUCCCUCCGCGUCUCCUCCGGCGUCAAGGCCGUCCACCUGCUCGGCUCUUGGGACAACUACGUCGGCCAGCUCCCGCUCGCCAAGGACAAGACCUCGUCCAAGUCGGGCUCCUGGAAGGGCACCUUCCGCUUCCAGAACACGACGCUCCAGACCGGCCAGCGCUACUGGUACUACUACAUCAUUGACGGCUACCACGUCGCCCACAACCCCAGCAUUGCCUCCACCACCGAGCCCACCACCGGCCGCGAGCUCAACAUCCUCGACGUCCCCUCUGACAAGUCUGCCCCCAAGUCGUCGUCCAAGUCGUCGUCCAAGUCGUCCUCGUCCUCCAAGUCGUCCUCGUCUUCCUCCAAGCCGUCUUCCAAGUCCAGCAGCAAGAGCUCCUCCUCCUCGUCCCGCCACCACUCCUCGUCCAAGGACAAGGACCGCACCUCGUCGCGCAAGAACCUGUCCGUCGACAUCCCCAAGGGCCGCCCCCUCUCCAUCUCCCAGAUCCAGGCCCCCAAGCCCAUGUCGCCGCACGCCACCAAGCACCUGCUCGAGUCCGACUACCACGGCAACGAGGAGCUCGAGGAGCUCGCCGCGCGCUUCGGCACCGCCGGCCUCGACGACGACCUCGUCACCAACUUCAGCACCUCGCCCGUCUCCUCGGUCGGCUCCGGCUUUUCCUACCGCUCCGACAGCUCCUCCCCCUCGUCGUCGUCGUCGCUGCUCUCGGGCUACAGCACCCCCAACUCGGACUGCAGCACCUGCACCUGCGAGCGCUACGGCAUCACCCGCCGUGGCGAGCGCGUCAAGCUCGACUGCGGCGGCUCCCGCUGCGGCUACGACGACUCCGACUCGUGCGCCAGCGAGUCCGAGGACGAGCACGUCGCCCACCACGUCUCCCGCCGCAACGGCAUCAUCGUCUCGUGA
This is a messenger RNA of Cordyceps militaris CM01, 939 nucleotides long. Its product is annotated as GTP-binding protein EsdC. NCBI's taxonomy places the organism in Eukaryota, Fungi, Ascomycota, Sordariomycetes, Hypocreales, Cordycipitaceae. Bases 1 to 939 code for a protein of 312 amino acids. The transcript has a single exon. The record is from RefSeq and is a predicted model, not a curated record.